Molecule: messenger RNA, 1885 nt
Organism: Pimephales promelas (fathead minnow)
Lineage: Eukaryota; Metazoa; Chordata; Actinopteri; Cypriniformes; Leuciscidae
Gene: stx2b
Product: syntaxin 2b
Biological process (GO): intracellular protein transport; synaptic vesicle fusion to presynaptic active zone membrane; exocytosis
Cellular component (GO): presynaptic active zone membrane; endomembrane system; plasma membrane
Molecular function (GO): SNARE binding; SNAP receptor activity
Source: RefSeq, a predicted model, not a curated record
GAAAAAAUAACAUGACAAAGCAUUGCUGUUUCUAUGGUUACUACCACCCUGUUUCGUGUAGCUGCGCCCAUAAUCUAACCUAAACGCGCAGAAGAAGAGAGCGCGAGUUAAAAUGAUGGCAACCAAACAAACACGCACCACUUCAUAACUGCAUUCACUUUUAACGUCAAAGUUUUAUUUCUACGCGUUUAUCGACAAGUUACUAACUCCAACGGUUAAUUCGUGUACUUUCUCCGACACACUUUAGUUUGUCGUGAUCUAACGUUAGUCAGGACUUGCAAUGGACAUUAAUGCGCGCGGACCGCUACUGAUGUGUACAAUCAACAGGGGAUAAACGACGGAUCAACGACUUUGUUAUGAGGGACAGACUGGCCGAUUUAAACGCGGGCAGGCAAAGUGCCAGCGAAGAUGGGGGUGUCAUUGUGUCCAUGGAGAGAGAUGACUUUAUGCAGACCUUUUUCAGAAAGGUGGAGGAGGUCAGAGGUGUCAUUGAUAAGAUCUCCUCCCUAGUGAAUGAGGUGAAGAAGAAACAUUGUGUGAUCCUUUCAGCCCCCAACCCUGAUGAAAAAACAAAAGAAGAGCUGGAACAACUCACUGUGGAAAUCAAGAAACAUGCCAACUUUGUCCGGAGCAGCCUCAAAUCAAUGCAAAAGAAUCUACCUCCAGAUGAGCAGGAAUAUGCAGUGGAUGCACGCAUUCAGAAAACACAAUACACCAACUUGUCACGUAAGUUUGUGGAGGCAAUGACACAAUAUAAUGAAACCCAAGUGUCCUUCAGAGAGAAGAGCAAAAGCAGGAUUCAGAGACAGCUGGAGAUCACUGGAAGAAUUACAACUAAUGAGGAAUUGGAAGAGAUGCUGGAGACUGGAAACCCUUCCAUUUUCACCUCUGAUAUCAUCUCCGACUCCAAGAUAACUCGACAGGCCCUCAACGAGAUCGAGUCUAGACAUAAAGACAUCUUGCGGCUGGAGUCCAGCAUUAAAGAGCUACAUGACAUGUUUGUAGACAUGGCCAUGCUUGUUGAGACUCAGGGUGAGAUGAUUGACAACAUUGAAAAGAACGUAAACAAUGCAGUAGAAUACGUCGACCAUGCUAAAGUGGAGACCAAGAAAGCUGUCAGGUACCAGACACAGGCCCGCAGGAAAUACAUCAUUCUUGCUCUUAUUCUUUUGUCCGUGCUUGGUGUGGUUGUGCUAAUUGUUGGCUUGUCUGUGGGCCUGUCUGCUAAAACCACCACUAACUCCGCCUCCUCCAGUUCUAAUGCAGGCAAUCCUGUCUAAGCAUGGUUACCAAGAAACUGGUCUAUGUUAGCAUUUGUGGAGCCGUGUGCAUCAUCAUUCUUCUCGUCAUCAUUGUCUUUGCAGUUUACAGCGAAAACAAAUAGUUUUUUGUCCUGCUACAUACAGUCAAAGACUUUCCUCUGAGUUGUAUGCCUUGCCACUUACUAUAGCAACCAGAGGUAAUUUUCUGUCUUUUAUUUAUUCAAUGCUGGUAAGUCAAUUUUGCACAAUUGAGUAAUAUUUUCUAAUAUUACAAUAUGUUUCUUUGGGUACUUCAUUCUUUGGGAGGUCUGACUGACAAUGUGGAGUUAAAUGCAAUCCAAUAAAGUGCACUUAAGAUAUGCUUUAAUAAAUAAAUAAAAAAGGGAGUCACAAGUUCAAAAUAAUUUGUUUCAGCUUUUACGACUGUUCGAUAUGACAGUUGUCUCCACACAAUAUGAGGUCAGAUCUGUGAACAAUGUUACUAAAUAAGUUUUAAUCACUUAAUGUUUUUCUUUUUUGUCUCUUGCAUAUGACUGUAUGUGAAAGGAAUGUUACCAAAAAGUCAAAUGCUCACAAAGUAUAUUGUAAAAUAAAUGAGUUGCUCACUCUGCUCAAAACUGUCA